Talaromyces amestolkiae is the source of this 1143-nucleotide messenger RNA. RefSeq lists its product as uncharacterized. The record is from RefSeq and is a predicted model, not a curated record. NCBI's taxonomy places the organism in Eukaryota, Fungi, Ascomycota, Eurotiomycetes, Eurotiales, Trichocomaceae. The transcript has 2 exons. Gene Ontology annotation, molecular function: metallopeptidase activity. The coding region runs from base 1 to 1143 and encodes 380 amino acids.
AUGUUGUUUUUAUACAUAUGGCUUUUGGCGGCGGUCUUCAUGGCCAAGGGCAUCGUCGCUGAAAGCACCACCGAUUACUUCAGCCUGCUUGAGCGUGCCAAUGAUCAAUGUGAUGCCGACCACAUUAAUCAUAUGAAUCAAUAUAUCGACGAUAGCAUCACUCUGGCCAAUUCUUUCAUCUCUGCCAUGGAUGCUGCUCUAAAAGAGGACGACGGGGGUCAGGAUGGUAUCAAUGGCAUAGUAGCCCGACGUCUGUUUACCGUUUGGUUUGGCAUAGAGUUCGGCGGUGCGCUCGGUGAAGAUCCAGCACCGACGGCUGGAACCAUGGCCAUCUGGGAGGCGAUGCAGACUGCGUUCGAUGCCGUGCAUAACGUGCUAGACACUGAAACCUUUGUCGGGCCGGGGCUCACGAACGAUAAACCAUUUUUGUCGUGCACUGGAGAAUUUGCUCAGAAAUACUCUUGGGGCGAUCAAGCCUACAAUACCGAUGGGUAUUUAAUCCCAGGAAACUCCAUUGCUGAUUUCUGGGAUGAGGAUGAUACCAAGGCCCCGUGGUGGAUUGAUGAGGUGUCAAUGUAUAUUUUCAACACCGCGCAAGCAGAAGACAAUAUGUGCGACGAGUACGUAGAUGGGAAGGGAAAGCUCAUCCAAAUGUAUGCAUACAGUAUGCAAGGCGACGACGAAGGUGUAAGAAAAACGAACACGGGACAACUUAUUUACACUGCAAACAAGAAACCCGGGUUGUUGAUGUGUCCCGUAACGUUUGAACGAGACAUCGAUAUACUCGACGAUGUUGAAUGGAAAGAUCCUAGUGGCAAGACGCAGAUCAGCCAGAUGUAUCCUCUGGGCUCGAUCACGAUGUUUCACGAGCUCUUCCACCUCAGCACUUAUUGGUUGGAAACAACGAACGCGGACGGCGACCCCGAGUAUAAUACAAACCCGACUUACAUUAGAGAUGUCACCUACGAUCCGUUCGAGUGCCUGCAGCUCGCUCAGGACAACGCCGCACAGACAGUCACGAAUGCCCAGACAUACGCUUUCUUCGCUUUCUCCUACUGGUACUUCGAGCAGAAUUGGGGGGGCAAUACGCCUGCUACUUUUUACCCUGGAUAUCUCGUUGUCUGGAAUGAUCUCUUUGGUUAG